AUGGAACUCCGCCCUCGCAGGAAGCAAAGAAGCAAGAGUUGUUUGGACUUGCGAAAUCUCUUCGACCGUUCAGUUUCGCCCACUGAAACAGCCUCUGACAGCAGUGACAGAAGCGAUAGCAACGACAGCAAUGAGAUCGAAGAUUUCUCUCAGGAAGCUUUCAUGCUGACCGUGCAACAGACAAUUGGCUGUCGACCAAGGAAAAAAAAGGGGACGCCUCUUCUUGACUACAUCCUUGCUGGCAAUAGCAAACUCGAGUCCGGGUGGCUCCAGAAGCGACUGAUGGCCAAUGACAAUGAAUCGAUCAAUGAAUCGAUCAAGGUUCCUGGGAACGAAAAGAGGCUUCUGCUUUUUCUUUUCGUGGCGCUUUCGGGGGCAGGCUGGGGCGCCGAUGGUACAUCUCCAUCUGAGCUCCUCUCUACAGCAUGGGGUGUGUCAAAACCUGCCAUUCGACGAGCAUGUUCCUCGGCAUUGGAUGACAGUUUUCUCGCCUGGGCCACUCAAGCUUACGGCAGCAAUCCAGAAAGCUCCGAAGUUGAUGAAAGCAACAACAAAAGAUCUGUUCGACCAGAAAAUCCAUCAGAGCAAGCUGCAGCCAACAACGUUUUCUCCCCUGCCGUCAUGGAUCGCAAUUCCAAGCGUCGGGAUAUGAGAGACACCCCCUCAAUUUUUGUAGCAGCAGAAGAUUUUGCAUCACCUGUCAGCGUGCUGUCUCCAGCGCAAGCACAAAGCGUGUGCUCUCCGGUUAGUGUUUCAUCGGACGGAGGAGACGACGACGGAUUUUUGUCUCCGACAAUUCGCAAUGAGCAUUAUGAACAGCCUCGGCGGCACAAUGGGACACGCCUUGAUUUCAAUCGAGCUGAGAACGUAGAUGCAACAGCACAGACAGACGAAUUCAAGGUGGACGCAACAACACAAACGGACGAUGAUCUCCUUUCGGACGAGGAAUCCCUGCCGGAUGAGCCCGUUCUAGACUUUCACGGGCGCAUCAUGGCUGAUAUCAAUGCAGACAAUAUCAGCUUUGCUGUUGAGGAAGCAAUCUCUCGGGUUGUCGCUUUCCUUUUCAAAAAGAAAAAGGAUGCUCUUGCUCUUGAUUUUGCUCAAGAGGACAAUGAAGACGACAACGAACAAGAUGACGAUGAAAGCGACUUGGCACAAAUCCUCCGAGCCUCAGCAAGAGCCUCCGCCGAGAUCAUCACACUGCGACCCUUCAAGAAUGGAAGCCCACUGAAGAUACUGCGAAUCAGAGAGAAUAGGAAGGGCACAGGCGACAAGAAGGGGAGGAAACUUCGCGCAAAAGGCUUCUUGGUUGAAGCUCUUCUCUCCAAUCUGGAGCUCUCGUUUGAUGAAACUGUAUCCAUUAUUCAAAGCCUCGGAAAAAGACGAGGCGUGCGAAUGAUAAAGCAGGAGAACGACUGUGGACUUGACAUUGCCCAAUGCGCAGCUUUGAUGCUCUAUUUGCCAGCCACCGGAAGGGCACUUGAGCGACUACAGAAAUUCAUGAAAUGGGCCGUGCCAUCAAUUGGCCCAUCAUUAUUUCCUCUUACCUUGAGGAAAAAGAUCGCAAAAUACUCGAUGGAUAUGUUCGAUAUAAAGCUUGGCUUUGAGCUAGUUUCCCUUGAAAUUGGAGGCCAUACAAGGAACCAAAGGUGUCUGCACGUGUGGAUAAAGGAGCCUGCAGUGGCAAUACAACGUCUUACGCAGAGCGCUUUAGUCGCUGGAAAAUUUGAAGAUUCGAUUCUGUUUUCAAAUCAUGAAGAAGAGCUUAUUGUUGUUCAAGGAUCUGAUCGAGGAGGCGAUGUCACGGCAAAUCUUGUCAGGCUAGCGAACAGACUAGGCGGCAACAGCUCUCAACAUUGUCUCCCUCUUUCUUUUUACGAGUUUGGCAAAGAAUCAUAUUACAAUUUGCAGGCGACGAUAUUCCAUCCUCACAAGCCAACGCGACAAUUCUUGCAAUCACUGUUAAAUGGAGAAUAUCACAUGAUUGUUGUCACGGUCCACAACAGCAGCUCUGGAGCUGUCUUGGAUGCCCAGUGCAAGAUGCUUCGAUUCGUAUUCCCCGAAGGCUGUCGCUGGCGUCUCGUUGUUGACAGAUACAACCAAGAUGAGACUGAAGUGGUUGCCGCCACUGUGGAGGAAAGAUCCUUGCCUCCAUCGGUACGCCUGUUCAAUCCUGAGGAAGAAGCGUUGCUCCAACAAGAUCAAGAUCGCAUUGGGCUUUCUCUGCAACUUAUUGUUUCAAGCACAGCCGACCAAGACAAUGACAUUUCUUACAACGGCUUCAAGUUGAGAAACUGCUUUGGCCGUGCCGUUCACACAGAGUACUUCACGGAAGAUCUCGUUUGCGCUGCAGCCAACAACUUCGUGCAGGUGUGUUGCCUGCAAAGCAAAUGCCUCACGGCGGAUGAUAUUAAAUGCAACACAACGGUGAUGGGCCAAGGAACUGCCUCGGUCAUGUGCCCUUGUACGAUUUGCAUUGCCCCGAAGAAAGAUUUCGCCGCUUACCUCACCAAACCAAGAGAUGAGCAGCCAGCCAACAGAGAAGGUGAGCUGUCGAAUCCAAGGCUGUUUGAAGGCUUCAUUGCAGAGGCAAAAGGGCUUGCAGACUGGGUGAGACUGAAUUCAGCAGGACGAGCCAAGACCCUCAAAAUGAAAUAUCGCAGCGUGGUUUAUUCUCCAUUGCUCUAUACUCCCCCAGCGAUGAAUACCUGCUCGGGCAUGCACGUAUCAAGCGGGUUGCUAACACACCUCACAACCAGGCUGUUAGUGCAAUUGGGAGAGCUCGACAAAUCGACCAAAUGGCUGACAGAUUUGAGGAUAAUGGUGGCAGAGGCGAAUCAGUUUCUGCCAACAUCGAACCAAACUGCGGAAAAGCUUCGCAAACAGGAUGCAAAGCUAGUGCGAGACAUCAGUGCGGCCAGAUCAAUGGGUGCAACCGAAAUGAUCGAGCAGCUGCAAAGAGAACGGGACAAUAUUGGCACCACCCUGCAGGCACAAACUAAAGCAAGAGAUGCUGCAAAACUGUUUGUUGAGAAAGGAAAUGAGUUUCUGGGAAAUCUUGCCAAGAAAACGAAGAAUCGCAUUGUUGGUGAAGCGACGUACUGCUUUCGGAAGGCCUAUGAAGUCGACGGAAGAGUCAACUUUCGUGUUGAGAAUAGUGGAUUCGAGCUGUCAAAUGGCGACGGCCUCCGAGUGCUUGAGAGGAGAGAUAAGAUAGUGGCGCGGAUGCACAAAGUUUACGAUGACAAUCCGGUGCUGCAGCGAGGUGUUAGCAAUCUGAUGGACACUUAUUUGAAGCAAACGAGUCUCCUCAAUGAGAUGUCCGUCGCGAUGAAAAGCCAAAGGAAGUGGUCUGUAUUGGCAUGCGAUCAGUUUGAAGCGGCAGCACAAGAAUAUGCCAAACUGUGGAUCUCGUCUGGUGCAAGAGGCGAGGAAGACGCAACAAUCUUCAACAAGCUGCAUGUGCUAGUGACACAUAUUCCACAGUUUGUCCGCCUUCAUGGUAUGCUUGGAAGAGGCUCCGAGGAAGGUUUUGAAUCGUCGCACAAGUGCAUUGAGAGGGUAAGAGAUCCUCUCAAAUGUAUGACCUCUACUGAAGAGAGAGCACACACGAUCUACCGAAGGAUCAUGCUUCAGUCUAGACCGGAAAUUGAAACGAUAUUUGAAGAAGUUAACGAGCACUUCUCGCAGAAGAAAAGAGGGCCUUACAGGAAGGACCCAUCAAGAAUGAAGACGGCCGACAGCGCCCCUGCAGCAGGACGACACAUCGACAGCCUCUCUCUCCCAGAAGGAUUCAUCCAAUCUAUCAAUGGAUACGUUGUAAAGGAACAAUGGAAGGACUAUUUUGAGUAUGUAUGCUUUAGCAAGGUGCCUUCUUCUUGGUCAGCAAUCUUCCGAAAUGACGAUGGUUUGGGCAGUGCGUGUCAAGUCCGAACGGAGUACGUUUAA
Seminavis robusta is the source of this 3948-nucleotide messenger RNA. The record is from the annotation of a GenBank genome assembly. Lineage: Eukaryota; Bacillariophyta; Bacillariophyceae; Naviculales; Naviculaceae.